Molecule: messenger RNA, 2916 nt
Organism: Trypanosoma rangeli
Lineage: Eukaryota; Euglenozoa; Kinetoplastea; Trypanosomatida; Trypanosomatidae
Exons: 1
Coding region: 1-2916 (971 amino acids)
Biological process (GO): vesicle-mediated transport; endosomal vesicle fusion; autophagy
Cellular component (GO): cytoplasm; membrane
Molecular function (GO): protein binding
Source: RefSeq, a predicted model, not a curated record
AUGGAACGCCAGACACUGUUUGUGACUACACAUGAAAAAAUACGUGUGACGGCUGCAGUGGUGUUUCCUUUGGAGCGAAGCAGCGGUGAGCUGGUGGUGCGAGACAUGCAUCUCUCCCCUGAUGAGGAGCUGCGGAGCCUCCUUUACGUCGGAUGCUCUGACGGCAACUUGCAUGUGUGCCGCACUGUUACGUGCCUUGACCAGGAGGGGGUACGAUACGACGUGAGAACAACCUUUUUGCAGAAAAAGUCACUUUCAACAACACACGACAAUGACAUCGAGGGCAAGAAGGACACCAAUCGCAUCUCCCACGGUAUUACGUUUCUUAACGUAAAUAGCAGGUUGUCCGUGCCACAGCUGCUAGUCUUGGUGGAUGGAUCUCUUGACGCCCUUCACUGUGAGAACCUGGAUAGUACAGGGCUGUUUCGGCAGCUCACUCUCCCUUCCGGUGCCGCAAGUGUCUGUUGUGUGGCCCGAGGCCAGGAUCACGCAUUACAUCCUGCACAGCGUCUCGCCCUACUUAUCGGGAGGUGGAUUGCUCUCGUAGAGUACGUGGAUCGAAGGUCAUGGAUUUUUCAAAACAGGACUGAGGCAAAAGAAACCGUUGCCGCGGAAUCUCUGUGUAUCCUGGCGCCAGAACACACACAAGUCAUGGCGUGGCAAUGCGACUUUAUCGUUACAGGUAGUUUAAAAGAGUACUGCGUGUUUGAUGUAAAUACUCGUCGCCUGCGGCAAAGAAUGGAGAUGGUGGAGAGCGUCUCGCAAGGUCCUCUCUGCCGGUAUGUGAAUGGUUUCGGAGACAGCUCCUACAUCGUCAUUCGAGUCGGUGAUGACCAGCUUACCUUGUUUGAUGCCACGACGGAGACGGACCUUGAAACAGCGACGCCGGUUCAGAUGUCAGAAGCCGUCGUUGAUGUGGCGUGGGCGCCGCCCUUUUUUGUUGGUGUCAAGGCGGACGGAGGGGUGUUGAUGCGGUCGUGGUUAGACGAUGAGGAAGAGUUUCCCUGCAUCAAUGCCUCCUCCUCCGUUUCCUCGACCUCCGGGUUUGACGGGACCCCGCAGCAGAUACACUCCAUGCCUCUGGGCCUCUACGGCGUAUGUAGUUGCAGCGUGCAGCUCCUUCUACUGAUGCCAAGGAAGACUAUAGUGGCACUCUACAUCAAUGCCGGUUUCUAUGAGCGUGCGUUGCGCUACGUCGAUUACAUCCAAAGUGCAGAGAAGGAUACACAACUGCAGCACGUCUAUAACGUCUGUGCACACCAUGCAUUGUUGGGCAGGCGGUACACCGAGGCGUUUUACUAUUUUGAAUUGGCGUCAACGCCCACACUGGAGUUGUUGGAACUUGUGCCGGAGCUGCGACUCCCGUCGAAGGCCAACGAUGCAUUGAAUGCCACAGUCUCGCUGACGUGGAGUAGUGGUGAGGCCUAUCAUGAAUUGUAUGAACUGCUUUCGCGCCGUCGCUUUUCCGGGUUGGGCAGCCACACAGAAGAGCAGCGUGCGGUUGAAUUCGCCAUUUUUCUUCUUUAUGUACUCGAAUGUGUGCCGUACACGGACGAUGAGUUGGCUGAUAUGUUUCUCUUCUCCUCGACUCUGGACCCUCACGAAUGUUUACGAUACGUGUCUGAGGAUGGCAUACGACCUAAACCGAUGAUUCUUCCAUUGGUACUUGCCUGUGACGGGAGGUUUUCGGAGGCGCUGGAAUGCUGUCAAGCACAGCGUCUUGUACAUGAGGCUGCCGUUGUGCUGCAAAUGAGCGGCGACGAAGCGCUGUACGUGCAGUACUUUCCCUGGAUGCUGAGUGCAGAUAUCAGCUCUGCACUGUUGGCAGUGCUGCGUCCGCAUCGGCAACCGUCGUCGGUUUCAACUAUUCUCCCGAUGCUGCUUGGGUACGGUGGUUACCCGCUGCACGAUUAUCUACACUACCUUAUUUUUGUGGAGGGGAACACACAGAAGGAGUUGCACACGCUCUACGCCACAAAUCUUGUUGACAUCAUCCGCAGUCUGCAGUCAUUCGGUGUGGAGGGUUUGAAGGCACCUGCUGCCAAACUACGGGCGGGUGAGGAGUCUGGGAUACGAGGGGCGGCACGUCGGGCGCUGCUGACGUUCCUUCAGCUUAGCCCUCACUACGAAGUGGAUGUGGUGCUUGCUUUACUGUACGGUGCAGACUUGGUCGAGGAGCAGGUGCUGGCGAUGGAGCAGGCUGGCGACCAUAUUGGGGCGCUGACAAAGCUUGUGUACGAGCUAACAGACGUCGCCGCCGCCGUGCGGUAUUGCGAAGAGCAGCAUGCACGCGAGCUGCUGCGUCGGAGUCGUUUCGCAUUACAAGGAGAGGUCAAUAACAACGAGAUUAGUGGCCCUGCGCUGUUGUCCAUCUGUGACGCGUCUUCAGAAGCGACGUGCGCUGGAAGGGAUGACUCCGUGUGGCUCGCGGGGAACAGCUACGCGGUUCAGGGAGGUCAUACCUUCAAUGAGUACUUCAACAUCCUCUUGCACGUGCUUUUGGUUCCUCCAGCUGGUAAGGAUAGGCUGCUCUCGGAGGCGUUUUUGGUUCUCAAUGAGCACUCUCGCCGCAUUAACCCGCUCUCGGUUAUGGCCACACUACCGAGUGAGGUUUGCGUGGGGGAGAUAUCGUCUUAUCUCCUGCGGGCGUUUCAGACGCUGUGCAGCCAAGUUCAGAUGGCGGCGAUCAACGCCAACUCGGUGGCCUCCAUGGUCGCUGAUGGGCAACGGCGUCAUGCCUUGCUUGCCCAGCGGUGUGUGUACGUGGAUGAGAAGCGGCUUUGUGCCGUCUGUGGCACACCCCUCGGGGUGGGAGUGAUGGCAGUCUUUCCGAAUUUGAAGGCGGUACACUUUCGCUGCUUCCACGCUCAAGAACUGGAUCCGGAGCGGGGCGUACCUUUUCGCCCGGACCCGUGA